Molecule: messenger RNA, 1488 nt
Organism: Eimeria acervulina
Lineage: Eukaryota; Apicomplexa; Conoidasida; Eucoccidiorida; Eimeriidae
Exons: 9
Coding region: 1-1488 (495 amino acids)
Source: RefSeq, a predicted model, not a curated record
AUGCUUGGGGGUCUGCGGGCGCACUACGAGCAGCAGGAGCGUGUGUACAGACAUUUGCUGUCAGCUGAGGAGUUGAAUAAGAAGCGGCAGCAAAUAAUAAACAAAGAUGAGAAUAAUAAGAAUUGGAGUUUAUUAGAAAAUGCUAUUAAAAGUUGUUCUGCUGCAGUGCAGCAGUCUGAAGAUAUUUUAAAUAAAGGCGCUGCAGCUCUAUGGAUAUCUUAUCAUAACCCGCCUUUAUCGGCUCUGAAUACAAAUGAGUGGUUGGAUUCAGAUUUGUAUUGGCAGGCGUUUGUAGAGAAACACUUCUUCUACUCUCAGUACCAACCAGGAGUUGCAGAUCCUGAAAGUCCAGCUGUAUGCGAGGAGGCACGUAAAGAUUGGCAUAAGCGCGUAGAUAAGUUUAACGAUCGAUCAGAUACCCCUCUUCUUUAUAACUUCAUGGAUACUCUCCCUUCAUGGGAGAAGGCGUUUUUAGAGCACAUGUUAUAUUAUUUGAUUCGUACGGGCGGCGACUACCGUUUUUUUCCUGAGUUAAUUCCUUGGCAGUGGCUGGGAGACAUUGAAGAUCAGCGAUACCGAUUUUUGUCUGUGGCCCAGCGGCGCCGCUCGGCCUUUCAGACAGCUGCUCUGUCUCGAGAGCAACCGUUAGAUUUGCUGCCAUUAGACUUGGAGCAUGACUUAGGCGGGCACCUAAUGAAGCACUUCACAAGAGAAGCUGCUAAUGUUUCUGCUGCUGUAGGCCGUCUAAUGGCCUCUUACAGCUUCUUGUGCGAUCCAUUUAUUCCCUGCUUCUCCCUGCGCUCUGCAAUCACUGUCAUGAAGACAGACGAUGCACAAGGUAAAUGGUAUUGUCUAGGAGAUGACGUCAAUGCCCUCUUCUACCUCCCGCACAAAAACGCGAGAAAAAUACCUACCCCAAAGAACUCUCUUACCCGUAUCAUGGACCAUCUAACUAUGACAGGCCAGCGGCUUAACCCGGCGUAUGCGACUGUCUUUGAGUGUUUUGCUGAUAUUCUUGAACAGAGAGGAGAGCACUGGUUCUGCAGCGAAGGGGAAUGUGCUUCUCAGGCGUUUUUGAGGCGGCUUCGAUCAGAUGAUCCUCAGAGAGAGGUAUUUGAAGAGUAUUUCAAGGAAAUGUACAGCCGGUUUGGUGAAGCAGAAGAGGUGAAGCCGAACGAGUUUAUAAAGGUGAUGCAGGAGAAGGAAAAGGGUCAUAAAGCAGAGGCUCAGGUGUACAGCCACUGGUGCCAGGCAUCUAAUACAGAAACAGAAAAAGAAGAAACAGAAAAUAUUAUUUCGCUGUUCAACAGCAAACAACUCCAGCCACUCAUUGACAGCAAUAGUAUCGUUGUCUUAAAUGAAGACGGACAGAAAAUCACAGACCCCCAACUCCUCGUUGCCUCCUUCCAGGCGUUCGAGGGACUUAAGGAAACAAUCGCCGAGGCUGUGAGGAACGUGAAGACGGGUAGCUCGCAGAGGAAGAGCUGA